GAGCAUCUUGAAGUGAUGAGCAAAAAGCUAUCUAGAAUAAUGGGAAAAUGAUGUUAUGUUUAUUAUUAAACCUCUGAAUAGGAGUGGUGAUACAUUGUUCGGUGGUAAGGAUUAUGUAUAGUCCUGUUUGAAUGGGGAAUAAUCGAGAAUAAAACAGUUGACAGUCCCUGCCAGGGGACACUGACCAAUCAAAAUGUUUGUGGCAGGAGCGACAGGUCUAGGGGGCCCACUGUACCACAGGGAACAAAUGCCAGAAGAUUUCCACGAGUCGUUCAUCGACAAGGGAUACAGGAGUCCCAAGAGUUCGCCAUUUCAAUGCGUCUUGAGCGUAUUUGACACCACGAACGAGACUCUUAACUUCUGGACCCAUUUCCUGCCGUCCUGGUACUUCAUGUGGGUGAUACGUGACCUUUCUGACACCUUGGACUUCCGACACGACAGUUUCACUUGGCCCUUGUUAGCUUACCUCUGCAUGUGCUGCAUAUAUCCCCUUGCCAGCUCCGUUGCCCACACCUUCAAUACGAUGUCCGACAAUGCGCGGCACAUCUGCUUCUUUUUGGACUACAGCGCAAUCUCUGCAUCGGCUUUUGCGGUGGCCAUCGCAUAUAGAGCGUACAGUUUCCCUGAUGAACUUAGGUUUACAUUCCCUGGAGACUGGUUCGUACCGGCAGCCUUCAUAAAUUCCUUGUUUUGUAUCCUGGUUUCAUGCAAAACCAGAUUAAUGCCGCAUAGUAUCACUAGAAAAAUCAUGCGAAUAAGCGCUCUCGGCUGGCCGUGCGUAUUUUCUACAUUCCCUCUUACUUACCGCCUCCUGUCCGGAACACUAUGUGAGAUGACCUUGACCUCUACUUACUACCAUGCCGUCAGUAUCCUGAUGAUGUACGUCGCAGGCUUCCUAUAUGGGACGCAUUUCCCGGAGCGACUGUUUCCCGGACGGUUUGACAUCAUCGGCCACAGCCACCAACUGUUCCACAUGUGCACCAUCCUGGGGACUAUGAACCAGAUCCAGGCAAUCCUGUAUGACAUGAAGGAGAAGAAACGUGAUUUAAUAGAGAAUUGGGAGUUUAAGUCAGCUAGCACUAGUAUUGGCCUGGUUGGAUUCAUUUUGAUGGUCAAUACAGUAAUUGUUGCAGUGUACUCUGUGAUUUUGUAUACGAAGAAGACGAAAAGUGCCUGACAUUCCUGACAUUUGCAGACAUGGCGAAAGACACUUCAGUGCUCCAGAUAGGCCUAAAUGGAAGGACGCUGCGCCCUGCCCUUCUGAAGCUCCGCCUUGCCCUUCUGAGGCCCACCUGCCCUUUAAUUUCUAAAAAAAAUAAAUUGUUUUGUGUGGACAUUUUAAAAUUUAUUAAUCUCGUAUUAAUUACAUUGAUAUUUAUAAAUGGAAAUAAUAUAUUUUAACAAUUAUUAAUUAUACAUUGUAUAGCAAUGAAUAUCCAACAGGGAGCAGUCCAAAUACUACCACGCCCUUUUGACAAAAUAAUGCGCACUUGAAAGUGCCCUUUUGAAAAAAUAGCCCUCCCCCCUGCUCUUUUCAAAUUCUAGCUGGAGCACUGUAGGUGGCAUGUCUUUUGAAAAAUGUGUGGUCUUUUACCAUGCCUGGCAUUGUCUGCUUAUAAUUUUAGGAGACCUGAUCUACUCUUACUGUGUAAUCCCGGUAAAAGAUGUGAGCUGUGUCCAUGUUACCAAUAUGUACAACUGUGUCAAAUAGCCCGGUCUGAGUUAUAGAUUUAUAGAACUUAAUAGAAACCUCUAAAAAAUAAUGGGGCUUUAUGCUUGUACAUGUGUAAUGAAGACUUUUCGGCAGUUAUGCAACAAGUAUUUUUAAUUUUAUAAAACUUUUUUAGGCUAGUUUGCUACUCAUCCACCAUUUACAAGUUUUUAAAAAUUAACAAGAUCAAACUAGCCUGUUUAAAAUGUCCAUAUUGUUUUUAUUACUAACUGGUAAAUAUUAAUUCUAACAUGACAGGCGUUUGGUUUUAUAUGUUAUACAUGUAGACAAAUGAGGUAAUCUACAUGUAGACAAAUGAGGUAAUCUACAUGUAGACAAAUGAGGUAAUCUACAUGUAGACAAAUGAGGUAAUCUACAUGUAGACAAAUGAGGUAAUCUACAUGUAGACAAAUGAGGUAAUCUACAUGUAGACAAAUGAGGUAAUCAAGUGUGUGUUAUUCUGCAAUAUUAUGGUCAAAGUUUUGCAGGUGCUUAAAUGUGCUUUAUCCAAAUAAUUACAUUCCUGUGUAAAGAUUUGAUACAUAAACUUUAUAAUUUAUGCUUCACUUUAUAAUUUCAUUUAAUUUUUUUUAUUUUAGAUGUGUUUGUUUGUAUUUUACAGUCUCUUUAGUAUAGAUUACAAUAACAUUAUGUUGGAUCUUUGUUUUUAUUAAUGAAUCAGAUGUCAUUUUAAUUUGUAUUAAUGAGAUUGAUCUGCAAGUUAUACAUGAAACGUCAAUUUACUUUAAGUGCUCUGUGAAAAGGGGGUUUAAUGCAUGUGCUUAAAGUGUUGUCCCAGAUUAGCCUGUGCAGUCGGCAUAGACUUAUCAGGGACAUCACUUUCUGCUUUUAUGAUAUUUUUCGUUCACAGAGAGUCUUCUUAACAAAGAUCAAGUUUAGACGGAAAGUGUCGUCCCUGAUAAGCCUGUGCGGACUGCAAGGGCUGACCUGGGACGACACUUUACGUACAUGCAUUUAACACCAGUUUCACAGAGAACGGCUCAUUUAUUGUUUGAAACUAAAACAUUUGUCAUAAUCAAAAUUUUAUUCAUGUUGAAACUAAACAUUCAAUCAUGCUUUGUGAUUCACACUAUUGUAGAUUCAUGUACAACAAAAUUUUGUACUCAAUAAGUUUCUUAUAUGUAUGUAUAGAUGUGCAAUUUUUGUAAAACAUUUGUAAUUUUUUAUUAGCUCUCCGCAGCACAUAGUGCUAAUGGGGAGCUUUUACUUUUAAAUGAUUGAUCUAUCACAUAUGUAUACUGCCAAUUGAAGAUGAAACGUCAAUUGUGUUCAAAGUUUAAAUAAAAAUAUCUUGUAUACCACCAGUUGAUGUAUUAAGAAUGAAGCUGCUAGCCUCACUAUGUACUAUUGCCAAAUGAACCACGUCAUGCAAAAAUGGGUUCAAUGCCAUACUGUGCAAGCAUAGAUCCAGACCUGCCGGUGCUUGUACUCAGUCUUGUCAGGAGCUACGCUGUCUACUAUAAAGUAUCGACAGGCUGUGUGGUCUCAGUUGCUGACAGGCUUGGCUGUAGCUUCCCUGGGCACAUAUGGCAUAAGACCCAUUUUCACAUGUUUCGGGUCAAAUGAUUGUUGUCAAGUGCAAUGCCAUUUAAUUUCUGUUCAGGGUAUGAAAAUCUUAGACUUGAUGAACAUGUGUUGUUUUGUUAACCCUUUGCAUGCUGGGAAAUUUGUCGUCUGCUAACAUGUCAGACGACAAAUUUCCCAGCAUGCAAAGGGUUAGCAGACUGAGUAGCCUCUGAUCAGACUGCAUUUAUACAUGUACACUGUAUGUCUGAUUUUACGUUUCUGUAAAGAAUAGGUAGCAAGGCAACCUGGCUUGUUUUUCUUCCUGUAUUGUGUUGCUGUUAUAAUUUGCUGUUAGUUUUUGCAGUUGUAUUGUUACCUGUAGUAAUAGUAUUGUAAUACUGGUUAGUGGUUGUAAGUCGUUAUCUUUCUGUUAUUAUAAAGAGAUGUAUUGUUAGGGUCUGUAUGUGUAAACGUAUGGGCUACAAAAACCUGAUUGGCAUGUAUUUUUUUAGCAAAUUCUUCAUCUUACUUGUAUGGAUUGUACAUUGGAACAGACCUGCUUGUUUUAUUAGACACAUCAAUAAAUUAUGUUUCCACUAUUGUAUACAAGGAAAAAUUGACUCAGUUCAUCAGAUGUUCUGUGAAAAGUUUGCCAAAAUUUGAAAUGUUCUAGCAAUUAGUGAUAAAAGAACAAUUUAUUGUGAUUUAACAAAUGUAAAGUAAUAAAAAGUUGGCAGAAGGGGCUGGUAUUUAACAGACAAACCUGUGUUCACACACUCUUAUUUUGAGGGUUAAUGUUGCUUUGGUUUACAUAUUGCUAUAGGUUAUGUUGAUGUUUUUAUGCCCCCGGAUCGAAAGAUCGGGGGUAUAUUGUUUUUGGCCUGUCUGUCAUUGUAUGUGUUUGUGUGUGUGUGUGUGUGUGUGUGUGUGUGUGUCCAAAACUUUAACCAAAUCUUUAACCUUCUUCAUAACUUUUGCAAUAUUUAACAUAGCAACUUGAUAUUUGGCAUGCAUGUGUAUCUCAUGGAGCUGCACAUUUUGAGUGGUAAAAGGUCAAGGUCAUCCUUCAAGGUCAAAGGUCAAACAAAAUAUUAAAAAACUUUAACCAAAACUUUAACCUUCUUCAUAACUUUUGCAAUUUUGAACAUAGCAACUUGAUAUUUGGCAUGCAUGUGUAUCUCAUGGAGCUGCACAUUUUGAGUGGUAAAAGGUCAAGGUCAAGGUCAUCCUUCAAGGUCAAACAAAAUAUUCAAAAACUUUAACCAAAACUUUAACCUUCUUCAUAACUUUUGCAAUACUGAAUGUAGCAACUUGAUAUUUGGCAUGCAUGUGUAUCUCAUGAAGCUGCACAUUUUGAGUGGUGAAAGGUUAAGGUCAAGGUCAUCCUUCAAGGUCAAAGGUCAUUUUUUUUAUCAAAGCGGCGCAUUAGGGGGCAUUGUGUUUCUGACAAACACAUCUCUUGUUGAUAAAUUUAACUAUCUGAGAGAUUACAAAUGCGUAAAAGUACAUUUCUAAGUAGUAAACUACUAAGUGGAUCAAACUUUAAUACUUAAAUGACAGUAAUGUGUAGAUGAUCAUAAAGAAAGGAAUUAGGGCUGCGUCCCUUUUGUAGCAGAUUUCUGGCCCUGUCUAUUAUUUUCAAUUAUAAAAUAAAUUCAAAUAUAUAUAGUUGCCUUAAUCUUCUGAUUUCAAUUCCUCUUUAACAAAUGAAUGAAUAUAUUUAUGUCCUUAGGACUGCCUUAGCUACUUUUUGAGAUGCAUUGAUAGUGGGAAUGAAUUGUGAAUUCUCCAGCUAUUAAUAUGUGGGCAAAUAGUGUUAUGUCAGUUAAUGUUGAAGGGUAAGCGUAGAAAUCAGAGAUGUGGUAACAACAAUCCUAGUUUACUGAUUAUCAAUUUCUUGAUUUAUAUCUUGUGGUAAUUUUUACUUAAAUGUCAUAUUUUAUAUGUAUCUAUUUUCAUAUGAGAAUCCCACCUUAUUAGCUCGGCGUUUUCGGAGAAAACUCGAGGUAUUUCAUAGCCAGCUUGUCGUCUGCCGUCCGCGUCAUGCUAAAACCUUAAUAUUUUGUUAAGGUUUUGAACAUUGGCUCUAAAAUCAAAUUGCUUCCACCUACAACUUUGAAACUUCAUACAUGCAUGUAUGUAGAUGCACCUUGAUGAGUUCUAUGCGCCACAUCCAUUUUUGGGUCACUAGGUCAAAGGUCAAGGUCACUGUGACCUUUAAAAAAAAAAAAAAAUUCUGACAAGCUUUCAUUUAUUCAAAACUGCACCCGUAGCCGAGCGUGGCGCCAGUUAUGCGGUGCUCUUGUUUUGAAUUAUACUUGUUUUUGUAUAAGCAUACAUGUUUGCUUUGUAUACACAAACAUUUCUGUGUUGGUUGUGGUGCAUUUCAUUUUUAUGAUGUUUUUAUGACUUAACAAUAUUUUAUUCACAUGACUUUUGUGUAGUGCAGUUUUCCUGCUUAGUGACAUCGUUUUUGCUUUACCAUGUUUAAACCCUUUCCCACUCAGAAGCAAAGUGAAAAUGGCUAUUUGCAAACAGCAUGAAACCAGAACAGCCUGCGAGUAACUAGCAGUCUGUUCAGGUUUGAUGCUGUUUGUUACUCAUCAGUAUCUUAGAGUGGGAAAUGAAGCCUUUUAAACUUGAAUAUAUUAAAAAAGGUCUUGAAUUUAACUUUAUUUUCUAAAGGAUUUCAAAUGUGUCAAAGUGCAUUUCUGAGUGGUAAAGCGUUCACUAAGAUAGUGUCAUCUGAAAUCUUUAUAUAUAGCCAUGUGUAGUUGAAAUGCUGGUAUUGCCAUAUUGACAUCCAAGUCGCGUUGACGUCUUUUAAUAAUGACAGUAUUUGCGCAAAUAAUCUUAUUGUUAUUCUACAAGUGACAGUACAUGGAAUACAAAACAUACGUAGCUUUUAAUGUCUAAAUACAUUUGACAUUGAUUUGUAUAAAUUUAAUUGACAAGCUUUUAAGAGUUUUAGAAAUGGGUUAUUUGAUGAUUACUGUCAAGCCAAAAAUACAAUUUGGUUGUUAUAUAGAGUAGAAUAUAUAUUAUUUCAUCCUCUUUUCAUGUACUUCAUUCAUAAUAAAUUGUAUUUCAAGUUACACACUCAAAAUGUAGAUAAAAAACAAACACUGCCAAAUGUACACACCUGUGUAUUUUUCAAUUAUGGUACAUUUUUAAGUUUAUUAUGUAUUUUUUUAACAAAAUAAGAAUACCUAAAGUAUAUUGUUAUGUUUCUGGUAUAUAUUGUGUUACUGUAAUAAAUAUUAUCAAUACCAAAA
This is a messenger RNA of Dreissena polymorpha, 6513 nucleotides long. Its product is annotated as membrane progestin receptor gamma-like. Bases 194 to 1177 code for a protein of 327 amino acids. NCBI's taxonomy places the organism in Eukaryota, Metazoa, Mollusca, Bivalvia, Myida, Dreissenidae. The transcript has 2 exons. Gene Ontology annotation, cellular component: membrane. Gene Ontology annotation, molecular function: signaling receptor activity. The record is from RefSeq and is a predicted model, not a curated record.